UUGCUGAAUUCCAGGCUGAGCCUUCGUCUUCCUUGAGACGAAAUACAACUCAAAAAGCAUACAUAAUUCAAGGGGAAACAAAAAAAAAACCAUGUCUUGCUCUUCAUGUUUCAAAUGCAACCCUUGGUCUCACCUUCCUCCUCUCCUUUUCUUCCAAAAAUCCACUCUUUUCUCCUCUAUUUCCUUCUCAUCCACUAAACAAAACCAAACCCAAUUCCCUCUCUCCCACGACUUCACCCCCACUCAGCUCCUCCACACCAUCCGCCGUCAAAACGACGACGACUCGGCUCUUCGCCUGUUCGAUUGGGCCUCAAAGCAGCCCAACUUUACCCCAACCUUAUCCAUAUACGAGGAACUCCUCACCAAGCUCGGCAAAAAAGGCUCCUUCGAUUCCAUCAAGCUCGUUUUACAACAAGCAAAGCAGUCUGGGUGUGAACUUCGUCGUGGUACUUUCUUAAUUCUCAUCCAAAGUUAUUCUGAGUUUGGUUUGUACGAUGAUGUUCUUGAAGUUGUUGAGAUUAUGGAGGGUGAGUUCGGCUUAAAACCCGACACCCAUUUUUAUAAUUUCCUUUUGAAUAUUCUGGUUGAUGGGAACAAGUUGAAGUUAGUAGAAACUGCUCAUAAUGAAAUGAUUAGUAGGGGGACUAAGCCUGAUGUUUCCACUUUUAACAUUUUGAUUAAGGCUUUGUGUAAUGCGCAUCAAAUUAGGCCUGCUAUUUUGAUGAUGGAAGAGAUGUCUGAUUAUGGUUUAGCCCCUGAUGAGAAAACGUUUACCACGAUUAUUCAAGGGUUUAUUGAUGACGGUAACAUGGAUGGUGCAUUGAGGGUUAGAGAACAAAUGGUGGUUGCUGGUUGUCCGGUUACUAAUGUGACCGUGAAUCUCUUGGUACAUGGGUUUUGUAAGGAAGGUAGGGUGGAGGAAGCCUUGGAUUUUAUACAAGAGAUGACGGCGAAUGACGGGUUUUACCCGGAUCAGUUCACGUUCAAUACGUUGGUGAAUGGUUUAUGUAAGGCAGGUUAUGUUAAACAUGCUUUGGAGAUCAUGGAUGUGAUGCUUCGUGAAGGGUUUGAUCCAGAUGUAUUUACUUACAACUCUUUGAUUUCGGGAUUGUGUAAAAUUGGUGAGAUCAAGGAGGCAGUUGAGAUUUUAGACCAAAUGGUUUCGAGGGAUUGUUCGCCUAACACUGUUACAUAUAAUACUUUAAUUAGCACCUUGUGUAAGGAGAACCAAAUUGAAGAGGCCACCGAGCUUGCUCGUGUAUUUACGAGUAAGGGGAUUUUACCUGAUGUUUGCACGUUUAAUUCUUUGAUUCAAGGUCUGUGCUUGACAAGAAAUCAUAGUAUUGCUGUGGAAUUGUUUGAGGAGAUGAAAAAUAAAGGGUGCCAACCUGAUGAAUUUACCUACAACAUGUUGAUUGAUAGCUUUUGUUGCAGAGGGAAUCUAGAAGAAGCUUUACGCCUGCUGAAAGAAAUGGAAUCGAGUGGCUGUGCUCGGAAUGUUAUUACUUACAAUACACUGAUCGAUGGGUUUUGCAAAAACAAGAGGGUCCGAGAAGCAGAGGAAAUCUUUGAUGAGAUGGAAAUUCAAGGGGUUUCAAGAAAUUCCGUGACAUAUAACACCCUCAUUGACGGUCUUUGCAAAAACAAGAGGGUAGAAGAUGCUGCUCAGCUUAUGGACCAAAUGCUAAUGGAAGGCUUGAAGCCUGAUAAAUUCACAUACAAUUCUUUGCUUACAUACUUUUGCAGGUCUGGUGAUAUUAAAAAGGCGGCGGACAUUGUUCAAACCAUGACUUCAAACGGGUGUGAACCGGACAUUGUCACAUACGGAACCCUGAUUGGGGGCCUUUGUAAGGCAGGUAGAGUCGAGGUUGCAAGUAGACUACUUAGAACGAUUCAGAUGAAAGGGAUGGUUUUAACUCCACAUGCUUAUAACCCUGUUAUUCAAGCACUGUUUAGAAGAAAGAGAGGUAAUGAAGCUAUGAGGCUUUACAGAGAGAUGUUGGAGAAGGGUGACUCUCCUGAUGCCGUCACAUACAAGAUAGUAUUUCAUGGCCUUUGCAGUGGUGGAGGACCGGUUGGAGAAGCUGUUGAUUUCGUAGUUGAGAUGAUCGAGAAAGGAUUUAUACCCGAGUUCUCAUCAUUCUAUAUGCUGGCUGAAGGACUUUGUGCAUUAUCUAUGGAGGAUACCUUAAUUAAGCUGGUUAAUAUGGUGAUCGAGAAAGCCAACUGUUCAGACAGUGAGGUUUCCAUGAUAAGAGGUUUUCUUAGAAUCCGUAAAUUUCAAGAUGCGUUAGCUACCCUCGGAAACAUCCUGGACAACAGAAAGCAGAAGAAAUCUUACUGGUCAAGAUGAAGCUAGAUACUGCUCUCUCAGCAAAACAUUGCAAAGAAGAAGCUUCAUCGUUCAUUGUAUGAAGUUGACGUUCAAUGUUCAUUUAGGGUUCGUAAGUUCCUAUCCUGUUGUUAAUGGAACAUGAAAUUAUUCACAAUUUUGAUGGAAGAUGAAAUGCUUGGACUCUGAAUUUAAGAAAAUCAUUCUACCGUUUUUUGUUCUUUU
Messenger RNA from Hibiscus syriacus, 2557 nucleotides. RefSeq names its product pentatricopeptide repeat-containing protein At3g53700, chloroplastic-like. The record is from RefSeq and is a predicted model, not a curated record. The transcript has a single exon. Bases 92 to 2353 code for a protein of 753 amino acids. Gene Ontology annotation, molecular function: protein binding. Lineage: Eukaryota; Viridiplantae; Streptophyta; Magnoliopsida; Malvales; Malvaceae.